AUGGAUUGUGGCAUGAAAAACAAACCCGCUAAGAACAGCAUCGAAAGAAACCGCAAGUCCCUGGUCAAAUCUUUCUUCACUAGCUCUAUACCCGUACCCGUCUCCUCUCCCAUUUCCGACCUCGGCACAAAGUCAGAACUUCCAUCUCGCUCUCCAAGUAGGAUGAGCUUCCAUGAACCCACUCCACCAGACCCUCCUCGCCGCCCUCGUACUCUUCGUCGCUCAAAGAGGCUAAGUGAUGGAGGACUACAAGAUGCAAAUAUGUUCUUCAAGAAGAGCCAAGAUGUUGCAGGGAUGUUAUACUCAAUCGACGAAGGAGACUCAUCAGACAGUUCGGACGACUCAUGGCCACCGGAAGACGGAAGCCUAGACUCGGACCCAUUCUUGGCAGCAUUUGCCUCCCCCUUCCCAUCAGUAAUAGAGCCCAUACCCCACCAUGUCCUCUCUAUCGAUCUUGAGACGGAUGAGUGCCCAUCAAUUUUUCCGGUUUGCCACAACAACGAACCGCUGCCUCUGGUCAUCCUACCUCCAUCUAACUCCGUCCGCCCGCUCCCAGCACAUCAUGGACAUUCACGCAGCGCUCUACAGCAUCUCAAAUGGGUCUGGAGUUUGCGCUACGAGGAGUGGAUGAAAUAUCACCUACAACUCGAGCGCAUCGCCCAAGCCAGUGCCUACGGGGGAAUUGUCGAUGUCGCCAUCCCAGAGCCCCCUUCAUCUAGAUCGAGAUCUACAUCGCCUACAAAACCUGUGGUGCGCUCUGCGGAAAAGGGGAGGUUUGAGAUGAACCCCAAUAUCUUUCCACGGACCGGCGACCUAUCCAGCCUUCAUGAUCCCGAGGCUGCUAUGAUUGACCGUGCCUUCUGCCAUUACCCUCUGUACACGAUACAGAAGGUGCUCUUCGUCCAUGGCAUGGACACCCGUGCAUCUCGGAGCAGCAGAUGGGACCACAGUGGUGACUCAUCGGAGAAUUGUGCGUCACUAUGUGAGGACCCUCUUCCUCAGAGUCCCCCCCGCCCGUGCGUAGCGAUCUCCUCGUGCGACCUCGAUGAGACGCCCAUCGAAGAUUGGGAUUCAGCCAACACAUCGUUCUACAUGUCGGCUGAGGAGAUGAAGAACUCUAAACUGAUCCCGCUCACAGAAUCUUACCGAGAAAGGAGAGCGCGCGAGGAUAGCUGGCAGGGGCGAUGGGAGGUCUUGUCGGAGCUCGUGAAUAGCCAGCUGGAAGACGAGUUAAUCUCUAUGGAACAACACAGUGGCGAAAGGUUCAAGUCCACGACUGUGACAACUUCGAUCGGCCUUCCUGUCGUUGUACGUCCCCUAGAACAUGUACCGUCGAUGGAGCCGAAUAUCGAUGUCCAGCGACCGAAAAGUCCAGCGAAAUUCUUUCUCGGUGAUCUGGAAAACGAGAUUGAUUGGGACGAUGACGACGACGACGAGACCUACGGACUUAUCAUGGCCAAUCCCAUGUUCACAAGGCAGAAAGAAGGUCCACGAGAAGAGACCUUCGCGAUUCACACUUCGGAGAAAGGAGAUAUCAAGGUGGGGAUAAUGAGCUCGGCCACCAUGGUCUGCGUCUGA
Messenger RNA from Heterobasidion irregulare TC 32-1, 1578 nucleotides. RefSeq lists its product as uncharacterized. The coding region runs from base 1 to 1578 and encodes 525 amino acids. The record is from RefSeq and is a predicted model, not a curated record. The transcript has a single exon. NCBI's taxonomy places the organism in Eukaryota, Fungi, Basidiomycota, Agaricomycetes, Russulales, Bondarzewiaceae.